AUGUACCGGGCCAGAUCCUGCGGCGUCGUGGCGACGUCAGCAGCAGUCCCCCGUGUCCACACUUCUCUCGUCACACUCACCCGUUGCUACACGCCCAUCUACGCUCCUGAACCGGCUACCGACAACCUUGGCGCCCUCCGCAGCACCGACGAAUGCCGCACUUUGUGGGCUCAGCACAUUCCUGUGCCGUCAAUGACGCGCGCCAUCGAGCUGUGGCUGCGCUUCGGCAAUGACCCAGUCGUUCACACUGCUACCCCCUCUGCAUCAGUGGAGGGGGCACCAGGGGAUGCAGCGCCGUCGUCGACCUCGCCCUUCGCCUACGUGGAGGACUACAUGGGGUCGAACAUGGUCACUGGCACACCGGAGCACGUUAAAGAGAGCGCUGAGCUGUGGUCAGCGUACUUCGAGGCUAAGUACGUACGACGUAUGCGCCAGUCACGGCGCACAUCAAAGCAGUACGUGGGUGUGCUUGGCGCGGUCGACGGAGGUCGUGGCGCGGGCAACGGCAGCGGUGGCAGCGCAUCCUCAUCGCUAGCCAGCCUGUUUCUCGAUGAAGCCGAUCACCCGAAUACCAAGUGGGACGCCGACACGUUCUUCUGCGAGGUUGCCUACCUCGUCGAGCGUCAUCUCAAGGUGAAGGCGACGAACUACCUGCAACUCGAGAAGCUUCUCUGGUGCGGCACAACAAAGCCGGAUGCGUUUGUGCAGUUCUUUGAGGCCUUCCAGCAGCAGACUGUCACCCGCAUCCCCCUCCCCGUUCCGUCCAUCUGGGUUUACGAGAGCACGGAGGCGAAGAGGAAGUGGGCUGAGCGCUACCUGCCAGCCUGCAGCUCUGCGCAUCACUUCUUCCAGGAGAAGCUGCGGCCCCACGCUGUCGACGCAACUGCACAGGCGAAGCUGCUGGCUGACGUCGUGGCCGCCUACAAGCAGGUGCACGCUAUCCUGCUGGAGCGCCGCGCACGCCAGAUCCAAGCAGGCUUGUACCCCAGCACGUGGACGGGUGGCAGCGCAGCUGCCGCAGCGGCGGAGGAAGCCUGGGCGGCGAACGAGGUAGAGAAGGAGCAGCGCCGCACGGACGAGGGCAUCUACGACCCCGAAGACCUCCUCGACACCACCACUGAGUGGGCCGCUGAGCACGCGAGGAUUCAGGCAGUCCUUGAGCGACCUCUCACCAGCAGCGGCAGCGCUGGUGAGAAGUCCUACGGCUUCUCCCUGCAGGACUUCUGGAUCCACACGGAGCGCAGAGAGGCGCUGGAGACGGUACAUGUUCUCGAGUCUGAGUCCCUCACCCGUGUCGCGGCCGCCGCGCGCCGUCGGCUCUAUAGCGAAACGCUGUUCCACGAUGUCCUCGCAGGGUUGGAGGAGAGUGUGGCCAAGGCACGCCUCGACAUACGGGCGGCGGUGCUGAAGCCGCACUUCAACAGCGUGUGGUGUCGCAUGCACUACGUUAAGUUUGGCGCUGCUUCACUCGUGCAGCACACCCAUACGGCGAGCCGGCAGCUGCUGUUUCACUACGCCGCCUCGGUGCAGGAGGUGGCGGCUACAGCCGAGAUGUACUACGCCACGAAGCCCUUGAGCAGUCAGCUGGACUACGCAUCGCCGUACACCUUUCGCCGCUCUCUGGCGCAGCACUGCUCUCGCUAUGGGGUUGAAAUGGCGCACGCAGCGCAGCAGCCGCUGCUGCUCAGCGCCGCCUACCUCGCUAAAGCGGAGGGGGCCAUAGGCCGCGUUGUGCGGCAGGCGGCCGCCCCGUUCGGCGUGCGUCGUCGGGCACGGUACAACGCAGCCAAGGUGAACAAUCAGCGUCUGCUGAACCCUGUCAAGUCUGUGCAAGUGACAGCGCCGGCGCCGGAGCUGCUCGCUGCCGGCGCUGACCCGUUCACCGUAUUACGGGAGGAGAAGAUGCCCAAGGCGAAGGAAGCCGGGGACGCUCUCAAGGUAUGGCCACUGGGCUCGCGGCAGACAGUGUCAUACGACUGGAUGUCCCCUGCGCUGGACAAGCUGCGCCUCCUGCGCCUCACGGAUGGUUCCCUCACGGCGGCGCAGGCCACGCAGCGAGAUCAACUGCAGCAGGCGGGGCGACUCGAGAUUUCAAUGUGGAGGCGGCGCACCGCCGAAGAGCGUCAACGGGCGCGCGUUCAGGCGCAGAAGGAAGCGGCUGACGUUCAGGCGCUCAUGGGCGAAACGCCGGCCCUCCAGGAGGUGUCAGCGUACGCUACGCACCUCUACACCAAGCUCACCCGUGAGCAAGGGCAACAACAGCAGCAGUCGUACAGCGACGCGGCGUCGACACCGCAGGCGUUGGACGAGACCAAUGAGGAGUGGGUCUUUGCCGUAAUGUUGGACGAUAAUGUAUCGCUCUCGGAGACGCAGUUAAGAGAGGUGUUUCUCCCGUUCGUCGAUGCAGCGGGCCGGCGCCUGCCAAACGGCGAAUACCGCGUGGUCGUGCGCGCCGUGGACCGUGAGUUAAACCCGACCGAGCACCCAACGCUCAUGAGCGAUGCCGCCUCCGCUCCCUUCUCCGUUGUCGACGCGCUCCCGCAGCUCUACAUGCAGUACACGCAGCACCAGCCUGCUGCCAGCAAGACUGCAGGAGCACCGGCAGAGGCGCCGCUUGAGGGCGACAUGGCAGGCAAGGAUUUAAUGCCGUUCUGCGCUUUUCUUCGUGAGGCUGGUCUGCACGUCUCGCUCAGUGCCGAGUUCGCCAUGGGCCAGUCCUUGGACAAGCAGGGUAAUGUGUCGAUGGCGGAGGUAGCGGCUAUCCUGCGAGGCACGGAGUACCACCGUAGUCAGUGCGAGCACGGCAUCACCGACGCCCAGCGCGCCAUUGAGCCGCAGUGCCGUCUGCAUUGGUCUCUCUACCACCCAGGCGCCACGGAGCAGGAGUGGGCAGCAGCGCGGCGUCGUGUGCUGCAGCGCGCCAUAGCAGAGGAGCGCGACUGGUGGCUGCCUGACCCUAUGCUGGAGGUGGUGGAUGUGCGAACCGACAGUGCAAGUGCAGCGUCCUUCUCGUUCGACGCCUACCCUGCUGUUGCACGAUAUGGCACGGAGCUGUGCACAGUUCUGCUUGCACAUGGCUCGAAUCACAUGGAGUACGCCCUGUUGCCCCCAGCCCCCGGGGGGAAGGCCACGACGUGUAGCACCGGCACACAGGUGCAGGCCGAAUGCACCGUGGACGGAACCGGUGCCCUCGUGUCGCUGCAUUACGGCGCACCCAUCAGCACGGCGGACGUCACGGUCGAAGAUGCGUUGGGAGCAGCCAUGGAGGCCAUACAAGUGGCGCAGGCUCGGCACAACACGCUGUCGAUGGUGAAGCUGAGCGCCUUUGAGAAGCAGGCACAGGCAAUGCUUUUCUGCGGCAUUCAUGGCUUGGAGUUUGGCGGCAAGUACGGCCGUACGUACGCAUAUGCCUUCGAUAAGGCAAAGCGCGAGAUGGCCGAGACGGCCGAGGUGGGCCACGUCGCAUCGCUCCAGGCUGCCGACGCCGAGAAGCUACGACUAUCAGAUCAGGAGGCGACGUCGCCUGCUGUUGAUCGUUUCGCAUCACAGACGAACCCUGAGCAACGCCUGACCCGCUUCGCGCCGCGCUCGACCAUGAGCGGCUACAGCAUGGAGGAUGUAGGCCCCAGCCAGACGUCUACCUGGGGCCUGUAG
This is a messenger RNA of Leishmania braziliensis MHOM/BR/75/M2904, 3654 nucleotides long. RefSeq lists its product as hypothetical. The transcript has a single exon. Bases 1 to 3654 code for a protein of 1217 amino acids. NCBI's taxonomy places the organism in Eukaryota, Euglenozoa, Kinetoplastea, Trypanosomatida, Trypanosomatidae. The record is from RefSeq and is a predicted model, not a curated record.